GGCGGCGGCGGCGGCGGCGGCGGCGGCGGCGGACGAGCCGGGCCUGCGCGCGGAGCCGGAGCCCGGCCGCGGCCACCAUGUCGGCCCCGUCGGAGGAGGAGGAGUACGCGCGGCUGGUGAUGGAGGCGCAGCCUGAGUGGCUGCGCGCCGAGGUGAAGCGGCUGUCGCACGAGCUGGCCGAGACCACGCGCGAGAAGAUCCAGGCGGCCGAGUACGGCUUGGCGGUGCUGGAGGAGAAGCACCAGCUCAAGCUGCAGUUCGAGGAGCUCGAGGUCGACUAUGAGGCCAUCCGCGGCGAGAUGGAGCAGCUCAAGGAGGCGUUUGGCCAGGCCCACACGAACCACAAGAAGGUGGCCGCGGAUGGCGAGAGCCGGGAGGAGAGCCUGAUCCAGGAGUCGGCCUCCAAGGAGCAGUACUACGUGCGGAAGGUUCUGGAGCUGCAGACGGAGCUGAAGCAGCUGCGCAACGUGCUCACCAACACCCAGUCAGAGAACGAGCGCCUGACCUCGGUGGCCCAGGAGCUGAAGGAGAUCAACCAGAACGUGGAGCUGCAGCGCGGCCGCCUGCGGGAUGACAUCAAGGAGUACAAGUUCCGCGAGGCCCGCCUGCUGCAGGACUACUCGGAGCUGGAGGAGGAGAACAUCAGCCUCCAGAAGCAGGUGUCGGUGCUCAGGCAGAACCAGGUGGAGUUUGAGGGUCUCAAGCAUGAGAUCAAGCGCCUGGAGGAGGAGACGGAGUACCUCAACAGCCAGCUGGAGGACGCCAUCCGGCUCAAGGAGAUCUCGGAGCGGCAGCUGGAGGAGGCGCUGGAGACGCUGAAGACGGAGCGGGAGCAGAAGAACAGCCUGCGCAAGGAGCUGUCACACUACAUGAGCAUCAACGACUCCCUGUACACCAGCCACCUGCAGGUCUCCCUGGACGGCCUCAAGCUCAGCGAGGAGGCCGAGGCGCUGGCCAACGGCUUCGAGCACGGCGCCGGCCUGGCCAAGCUGCCCCUGGACACCAAGACGUCCACGCCCACCAAGGACGGCGGCGCCCCGCCCCCCAGCCUGGUGUCCGACCUCCUCAGCGAGCUCAACAUCUCGGAGAUCCAGAAACUGAAGCAGCAGCUGGUGCAGAUGGAGCGGGAGAAGGUGGGCCUGGUGGCCACGCUGCAGGACACGCAGAAGCAGCUGGAGCAGGCGCGGGGCGCCCUGUCGGAGCAGCACGAGGAGGUGGGCCGCCUCACGGAGAGCCUGAGCGCCCUGCGGCGCCUGCAGGCCGGCAAGGAGCGGCGCUCGGCCCUGGACAGCGAGAAGGAGCACGACAGCCACGAGGACGGGGACUACUACGAGGUGGACAUCGACGGGCCCGAGAUCCUGGCCUGCAAGUACCGUGUGGCCGUGGCCGAGGCCGGCGAGCUGCGGGAGCAGCUGAAGGCCCUGCGCAGCGAGCACGAGGCGGGCGAGGCGCGGCACGCCCAGGAGAAGGGCCAGCGCGAGGCCGAGAGCCAGGCGCUCAGCGAGAAGGUGUCGCUGCUGGAGAAGGCCGGGCGGCAGGACCGCGAGCUGCUGGCCCGGCUGCAGGCGGAGCUGAAGAAGGCGAGCGACGCGGCGGGCGAGUCCCAGGGCAGCCUGAGUGUGGCCCAGGACGAGCUGGCGGCCUUCAGCGAGGAGCUGGCCAGCCUCUACCACCACGUGUGCAUGUGCAACAACGAGACGCCCACGCGCGUGGCGCUGGACUACUACCGCGAGGGCCCCGAAGCCCACGGGCGCCGCUCACCCGCCCUUCCAAAGGGGCCUCCGGCUACCGCCGCCGCUGCCGCCACCGAGAACGGACCUGGGGACAGUAGCCCCGCGCCCAGCCCCUCGCUGCCCUCCCCGCUGAGCGACCCUCGCCGGGAGCCCAUGAACAUCUACAACCUGAUCGCCAUCAUCCGCGACCAGAUCCGGCACCUGCAGGCCGCCGUGGACCGCACCACUGAGCUGUCGCGCCAGCGCCUGGCCUCGCAGGAGCUGGGCCCCGCCGCCGACAAGGACCGGGAGGCCCUCAUGGAGGAGAUCCUCAAGCUCAAGUCGCUCCUGAGCACCAAGCGGGAGCAGAUCACCACGCUGCGUACUGUGCUCAAGGCCAACAAGCAGACGGCCGAGGUGGCGCUCGCCAACCUGAAGAGCAAGUACGAGAACGAGAAGGCCAUGGUGACCGAGACCAUGAUGAAGCUGCGCAAUGAGCUGAAGGCCCUCAAGGAGGACGCGGCCACCUUCUCCUCGCUGCGCGCCAUGUUCGCCACCAGGUGUGACGAGUACAUCACGCAACUGGAUGAGAUGCAGCGGCAGCUGGCGGCCGCGGAGGACGAGAAGAAGACGCUCAACUCGCUGCUGCGCAUGGCCAUCCAGCAGAAGCUGGCGCUGACGCAGCGCCUGGAGCUGCUGGAGCUCGACCACGAGCAGACGCGGCGGGGACGCGCCAAGGCCGCCCCCAAGGCCAAGCCCAGCCCGCCCAGCGUAAGUCACACCUGCGCCUGCUCCAGCGAGCGGGCCGAGGGGGCCGGGCUUGCCCCCCGGGUGCUCUGCGGCGAGAAGUAUAACAUUUACUGCGACUAGCCCUGGCCUGCAGCUAACCGGCCCGCCCGCUCCUCACUAACCAGCCGCCGCCAGCCGCGGGCCCGGCCGGGCUUAACCCUGACUAAUGCGCAGAGGGACGGAUGUCGCCGUGGCAGCGCCCCCGGACACGCGGGCUUCGUGGUGGCCUCUCACUCCCCGGGAUGUUCUCCCUGGUCGCAGCUGAGCUGAGCUGGGACUCGGGGUUCGAGCCUCACGUCCGGGCCCCCUGGGGCUCGGGCCUGACUUGACCCAGCAUGUCCCCGCGUGCAUGUGUCUGUGCAGUAGGGCGGCCCCAGCACCCGGACAGCAGCCUCGGAGGACACGGCCCUGCAGUCUGGCCGCACUGUGUGCUCUGUGGGGUCUCGCUGUACAUCUGGGCAGACCGGAAGAACGAACUCCUGGCCCGGGCGCAGGUGCUCCCGCCGGGGCUGACUCUCCCCUGCACGGGUUCCCUCGGGGUCUGAGCUCGAAGCCGGGGCUUCUCCUCGGGGUCUGCAUGCUAGUCUGGAUGCCUGCAGUGGGCCAGCUGCCGGGGCCAAGGCCCGGCUUUUAUUUGUUUAUUACCGAGGAUAAUUUUCCAAGUGCCUGAGCAGACCUCGGCCCUCGGCGAGAGCCGUCCUGUUACACAGAGGCUCUCCCAGCUGGGUGUGAUGUCCCUGCCCUCUGCCCCUCCCCACACUGUAUCCCAGGGCCUUCACACCCCAAGAAACAGCUGUGGCAGCCUAGAGGCUCCAACCAGAGCCACUGCUGGUGAGGCUAAACCCAUAGCAGCUGGUGGGAGCCCUGCUCGGACCCGGGGUCAGUCUGUGGGUGCUGGGGCAGCACCACACGGGUUCUGGGAGUGCUGGGAGUGGCGGGACUCGCUGGAGGCUCUUUGGGCUCUUCUGGGACCUCCACCUGCCGGCUUUUUUUUGGGGGGGGGGGUUUACGUCAUCUGAGUCCACGCGCCCAGAUGCAGAAGUUUCUCUGACCUGUGACCUGUGACCAUGUCCCCUCGCCUCUUACCUCACCCCAAGAGCUCCCGGCCCCACUUCCCUCCGCUUCUGGAGGUGUUCCAGCCCCGCACGCUCCCGGCCCCGCUCUGGAAGGCCAAGGGCGGAGUGUCCUGCCCUCCGCCCUGGGGCUGCUUUGCUGAUGGACUCCGAGCCCAGACCCUCCCUCUCUGGGGGUCAUGCAUCCGCCCCUGCAGGAGGACUCGGAGGGGGCCGCCUGCUGGCCCACACACCCCUUCCUCACUCUCUGCCAGCCUGGCUUGCAGCUUCUCCUCCUGCGGGCGAGGGUCUUGGCAAGCACCUGGGCCAGCGCCCCCUAACACGCAGCUCUCGAUGGCGACUAACGAGCCGGAGUGCUCUCCGCGGGACCCCUGCUGCCCCACCGGCGCCCGUCCUAACGCUCUCUUGUUCUCUCCCAUUUCCAGCUGUAGAAUAGCGGCCAGGACUCGGCCAGCCCGCGCAGAGGAAGCAAGGGCAGCCCGAAAGGCCACUUAGAACCGUGUUCGGAUAUGCCACUGCAGAGAUUAUUUUCCAAAUAGCAUUCCCGAGAUCUAAUAGUUGUGGAGAGGAGGGGCAAAAAAAGCUUUAAUGUGACAGGCCUUUGUCAGAUGCUGAGCGACGCUCCUCACGGCCACCCCUUCCUGGUGCCCUGCACUUUGGAUACUUUGAUAUUACAUUUGUUUCCUUAGCCCUAAGGACAGACCCCGAGGCCGUGGUCUGUCUCCCGCUCCUGGACCCCGGCUCAGCCUCCGACAUGCUGGUCUGCUCACAGCAUGGGCACCUGCUCCGUGCCCUCUUAGACUCAACGGCGUUAUGGUUCGUGUUUGGAGUUACAGAUUUUAAAUGCCAUGUUCAUUUAAGAAAUCCAGGGUAUUCCAAUUCUGGGGUUUUUUCAUAUUGUAUUAUUAUUAUUAUUAUUGUUAUUAUUAUUAUUCUUAGGAAUAGUUCAAUGUAACAAGAAGAAAACUUGACCUUUGCUAUGGUUUAAACAGUAAUAGGCACUUGAAAAAAGAAAUUUAAAAACGAUAAAUUAUUGAAUGAGUAGUAUUAACCUACAAAUUCCAGAGUUUUCUGGGUUUUAGGACAGUGUGAAGCAUGACUGAUUAACAGAAUUUUCUACAACUGUAACCAGUGAAAUUCCAAAUUGGAAUUGUUUUUGUUACUCCGGUGGUUGUGCCAAAUUGUGGUACAUAUAGGAAAUUCUACAGCUGUCGAUUUUCAAAGGUGUUCGAUGCCAACACCUUUUUGUUCGUAAUCAAUUUUGCCAGUAGUGCCUUCAUCAAAUUGAGGGAGGUGUCCCAGCAUAGUUCAUUCUCUGCUGUGGCCGUGGAGGAGAGAGUCGGCAAUUUCGAAGGCCAGAGCGUGGCCCAGGGCGGGCGAAGGGGCAGGCGCCCCCCGACCCCGGGCCUGCGUAUCUUCAUUGAGGGAAAGAAAACAGCAAUUGUGCAAAAUUCUGUUAGUCAGUGAUUCUUUACCGGGCAAAUCCUCGCAAAUUCAGGGGCUGAGCAGGAAAAACAAGCGAGCACAAGCUUUGAGUGUGUUUUAGGAACUAAGUGGACUUGAUGGGACAAGCUAAGCAAGCGUGAGCACCACGCACGUUGGUGACCAGCCAGGGCUGCGUGGGGCCCACUGCCACUGCCGCCGGCUCCUCGCGUGAGGGCUAGCCAUAGUAUUCUUUGCAGACGUGAGACCGAGAGGGUCUAGAGUCUCUUGCUUGGUGUAACUAAUCACUGUUGAUUUCAGGAAACAGAAUUUGCUAAAGCCCCUCAGCAAACAUCCAUGUCUGGCUUGGGUUUUGCUGAGCGAGGUGGUAUGAAUGGUCAAAUUGGUACUCAAGAGGAAGAAGGGAAAAGUGUCUUCCCACCUCCAAAACAAAAGGCAAAUUCUAAUAAUCUAAGUUGUGAGAAUAAAAGAAUUCUGUUUCCUGGAAUAAGCAUCUCUUAUUCCUAGUUAUAGGGACCCCGCUGUCCCACACCCCUUUUUUUCACCUUCUCUUACAGUGUUGAUCCAUAAGAAAUAAUGUUACAUUUAUGAUAACUUCAUCUGUACGGGGUAUUUAUUUGCAAUGAUGUCUGAGUACUGUAUUUUUUUUCUGUGUAUUAUCUUAGUGUCAGAAUGUUGUCUUUAUUUUAAGAUCAUAUGCAUGUCUCCUGCCAAGGAGCCUAUACACAGACCCCAGCAGAAAUAUGCCUUCAGGUUCGGAGGGAACGAAGCAGAGUGCAAAAGGAAUGGGAAAGAGAAAAUCAGAUGCACCUCGGGGCCUAGCCAUGCUGCGGGAAUGUCGCCCACGCCAGCGCACCGGGGGCAGGGGUCUGUGUAGGGCAUGUUGGUAGGACCAAUAAAUAAAGAAUAACAAAAGACAAAACAA
This is a messenger RNA of Sorex araneus (European shrew), 5942 nucleotides long. RefSeq names its product BICD cargo adaptor 2 (gene BICD2). Bases 78 to 2582 code for a protein of 834 amino acids. NCBI's taxonomy places the organism in Eukaryota, Metazoa, Chordata, Mammalia, Eulipotyphla, Soricidae. Gene Ontology annotation, molecular function: dynactin binding; cytoskeletal adaptor activity; dynein complex binding. The record is from RefSeq and is a predicted model, not a curated record. Gene Ontology annotation, cellular component: Golgi apparatus; cytosol. Gene Ontology annotation, biological process: microtubule anchoring at microtubule organizing center; protein localization to organelle; regulation of microtubule cytoskeleton organization. The transcript is spliced from 7 exons.